GUGUGCCUAUGUACUGUAACUUAGCUAACUUUGACCUGAGACACCCACCACGAAGGAGUCAGUAAGUUAGCCCACCAAUCAUGGCGACAUGCGGGGAAGGAGCCUAAAGUUCCCCUGGGAUCCCUAAAGCUGCAAUUUGGAGGCACUGAUCCGUUGUCACCUCCGCCAACGACAACAAUUAGCACCACACACUUUCUUGCAAUACCUCGUCGUACUGAGGCUGGCUUUGUCCUCCUGACGCAUCUGAGGCGUCCCUGGAAAGAGACCACUCGCCGAACGGAGAGGCACUGGUGCCUCAUGGCAACUCAAGUGCCGGCUGCUCUCAAGGCAGCAGACAUCACCCGCUUCGCCCAUCGCGCAGCGCAGCUUGAGAAGCCCAAGCCUAUAAUAGCAUAUUGGUGUGAAUACUGGAUAGUCAACCAGAUCUUAUCAAAAGGCCUACACAAUGCCGACCAAGAGUGCCUGGUCUACACCACGACCCUGAUGGACAAGUUGGAACAGUUCAAAGCUGAACACUCCGAAGAGCCCGCGGUUACCGACGAUAUUGCUGGCAAGGCAUAUGUUGAACAAUUCGGAUCGGAGUUAUUUGAAAGAGCAGACAAUGCUGUACGAGCAGAUAAAGCUUCAGCACAAACAGCAGAUACCUUCCUUGCCUCGGCCACCUUCCUCGAUCUCUGCCAGAUAUGGGGUCCUAUUGAUCCCGAGGUCAGCGCCAAAAUCAAAUACGCAAAAUACCACGCCCUGAGAAUUGCCAAAGCAUUGAAGGCUGGCGAAGAUCCCAAUCUCUCAAAUCCGAAGCCAGAACCUGCCCCCGAAGAUUCCCUUCCAACUCUAGAUCCCAACGACGCAGAAGUCCAAGCGUUGGAAGGGAAGCCGAGACAACCAUCACUGGUAGAGGUGCCUGAUGAAGCCGAUAAGACACAAAAUAGCCUCGCUCAGCGAUCGGUCCUUGACGAGUCACUCCAUCCAUCAAGAGAUACAUCUAUGCCACCACCAACCAAGAAAGCGCGCCAACCGUCCGUCGUCGACAUCCCAGACGAAACAGAUGUAAUUCAAAGCAACCUUGCACAUCAGUCAACCAUCGAUGAAUCUCUUCACCCUUCCCGAGCACCCUCAUUACCGCGCUCUCCAGUAAAUGAUGUCUCUCCGUUAGCAGCACAAGACGCUGCGGCAUUUUACACCAACCAACCCGAUCCGACCGACAUCUCACCUCUGGAUCCUCCUGCUGACCGCAAACCAUCUCUCGGAGGCAAUUACUUCCCUCGGCUUCCGUCACCACCAGCACCAGAACUUCCCUCAGCGCCCACAACAGUUGGCGGCCCGCCAGACCUACCCUCUGCGCCCGUAGACUUUAGUACUGGAGGUCCAGAUCUCCCUGCACCACCAUUAGACCCCUCGUUAACAUCAGCACGAAGUGUGCUAGGCGGAUUGAACCAGUCGAGCCGCCAGUCCCCUCCGCCACCGCCACAUCGACACGGCCAGUUCCUCCCACCAGCUGGACCAGGCCAAACUCCGCAGAUCCCGUCAAAUUUGCAACCACAAGCUCCGCAACCCCAAGUUCCCAUAAAUCCGCCGCAGCUGCGUCAACCUCGUGGCCCUGUGCCCCCCGUACCACAAUCGCAGGUGAUGUCGCCUAUUCAGCCAGUCAGUGCCGAGGUGAAUGAAGAAUCCAUUAUGAAAGCGCAGAAGCACGCUCGGUGGGCAAUCUCUGCACUGAAUUUCGAAGACGUGCCCACAGCGAUCAAGGAGUUGCGAGGAGCGUUGGCUUCGUUGGGAGCGACGUGAACAUACGGGGAGCAGCGGCAUUGUUCUUCCUUUGUUCCGCCAAGGACCAUCAAGGUCAAUGAGAUGACUCUUUGCUUCAGAUUAUGUGGUCGUGGUUCUGGAACGCGGUUUGGUUGCGACCC
Molecule: messenger RNA, 1907 nt
Organism: Exophiala viscosa
Lineage: Eukaryota; Fungi; Ascomycota; Eurotiomycetes; Chaetothyriales; Herpotrichiellaceae
Product: Vta1 like-domain-containing protein
Exons: 3
Coding region: 298-1785 (495 amino acids)
Biological process (GO): late endosome to vacuole transport via multivesicular body sorting pathway
Cellular component (GO): multivesicular body
Source: RefSeq, a predicted model, not a curated record